AUGACCCAGCAAAUGCAGAGCUUACAACUUUCCCAGACCAAAAAGAAUAACCCUCCAUCUUCUCCCAAUGCUGCCAAGCGUCUCUAUCGGAACCUCUCCGAGAAGCUGAAGGGAAGCCACUCAUCUUUUGAUGAAGUGUAUUUCAGAGCCCGGACAGACCGUCUCAGUCUCCGAAAGUCUUCAGUGAACUUCCAGUGCUGCGAAGCCAUGUUCGAGGCUGUGGAGCAACAGGACCUGGAUGCCGUCCAGGUUCUUCUUUACCAAUACACACCGGAGGAGUUGGAUCUCAACACACCUAAUAGUGAGGGAUUAACAGCUCUGGACAUCGCUAUCCUGACGAAUAAUGUGCCCAUUGCCAAGAUCCUCAUGAAAGUUGGUGCAAAAGAGAGUCCACACUUUGUCAGCGUGGAAGGCAGAUCCGUCCAUCUGAGCAACUUAGUCCAAGAAGCUCAGCAACGGGUGAGUGACCUGUCUGCACAAGUCAUGAGUGAAAGUCUCGGCACAGACAGCUCUGAGAAGGAGAAGCAGCUGAAAGCCUGGGAGUGGAGAUACCGGCUUUACAAACGCAUGAAGUCCAGCUUUGAACAUUCCAGAGCCCCCGAGGCACCAACCAACAUCUGCCUUAUGGUAACAAGCAGCACAUCACUCACUGUCACUUUCCAAGAGCCUCAUAGCAUCAAUUCAGCAGUGGUGACAAAAUACAAAGUGGAAUGGAGCUGUUCCGAAGACUUUUCUCCUUUGGCUGGAGAAAUCAUAAUGGAAAAUCUUCAGUCUUUGAGAUGCACUAUUACCGGCCUCACAAUGGGCCACAGGUAUUAUGUCCAAGUGUACGCCCAUAACAUGAAAGGCUGGGGACAGCCUCAGACUUCCUCACCUUGCUGUGCUUCUCCUUCUAACUGGAAAGACUGUGAUGGCAGAGAGCCUAAGCACCGGGGGCAGAUUGAAGCCCUGGAACGUUUGCUGCAGCAGGUUAGAGCGUCUCGACCGAGCUACAGUUGCCGAGAUAGUUUUAAAUUGCAGAAUGUGGGUCGCAAGCAGUCUGUCUCCAGAAGCCUGAAGCAUCUCUUCCAUUCUUCAAACAAGUUUGUGAAGACUUUGAAAAGAGGGCUUUAUUUAGCUGUGAUAUUUUAUUACAAAGACAACAUGUUGGUAACCAAUGAAGAUCACAUACCAAUAGUGGAAAUUGAUGAUUCUCACGCCAGUUCUAUUAUGCAAGAUUUUCUCUGGUUCACAAAGCUGUCUUGUAUGUGGGAUGAGAUCAGAUGGCUGAGGCAGAACAUGUCUGUCUCUAUGUCCUCCUCCACAGCACUCCAAGCCAGGCAGAAAAUGCUGUCUGCAGCAGCCCAGUUACAGAACCUGUUAGGUACACACAACCUGGGCCAGAUCUAUUAUGAACCAAUCAAAGACCGUCAUGGCAAUGUUAUCAUAGUGACAAUCAGAGAAGUGGAGAGCCUCUAUUCUUUUUUUAAUGGCAAAUGGAUGCAGAUAUCUAAGCUACAGAGCCAGAGAAAAUCACUUUCGACACCUGAGGAGCCAACGGCAUUAGACAUCUUGCUUAUUACAAUCCAGGACACACUUUCCUAUCACAGAAGGAGCCAACAACGCCUGGCUCCGGGCCUUUAUUUGGGCUACCUAAAACUCUGCAGUUCCGUAGAUCAAAUCAAAGUGCUUGUGCUACAAAAGCUGCCUAACAUUCUGUGUCACGUUAAAAUCCGAGACAAUUGCAACGUGUCCAAAGAGGAAUGGGAAUGGAUCCAAAGACUUUCUGGCUCGGAAUCUAUGGAAAAUAUGGAUCAUUCUGCAGAGUGCCCAACUCGACUGUUUUUUGAGCUCCAAAUGGCAAUGAAAGCUCUUCUUAAACAGAUCAAUCUUCCUCUACAACAGGCUAAGCUGUUCCGUCUGUAUACACAGGAGGUGUUGGAAUUGGGUCACAAUGUGUCCUUUCUUCUCCUGCUCCCUGCCUCAGACGACGUCUGCACUGCCCCGGGACAGAACAACCCUUAUACCCCCCACACAGGAUUCCUUAACCUCCCUCUUCAGAUGUUUGAACUCGUACAUUUCUGCAGUUACAAGGAAAAAUUUAUUAGUCUCUAUUGCCGCCUUUCUGCUGUCAUAGAGCUAGAUUUUCUGAGCACCCAGCAGUCCCUAAGAGAAGCCAUUUCAGACAGUGAAGUUGCUGCUGCUAAACAAAGACACCAGCAAGUCCUAGAUUACAUACAGCAAAUUGAUGAGAUCUGGCGUGAAAUGAGGUGGAUCAAUGAAGCCUUGCAGUAUGCACGGUAUAGACCCACAACCUCUGGCUUGCCCCUCGUGAAAAUUCUCGAUCUCUCAGAGGAACCCCUGCAGAAGAAAAUAAGCUCAACCUCCUCCCAUCUGGACUGUCUUCCAUCCCCACCUCCUUCCCCAGAGAUAGAGAUACCAAGGAGAAAAGCUGGUAAGGAUUCCCAGCCAUAUUCCGAUGAAGAAGGUUGCUCAGAGGUAUUCCUCCCAACCGACAGUGACUACGAUUCCAGUGAUGCUUUGAGUCCGCGAGAAUUGGAUUUGGUUUAUUCGUCCUCCCAGGAUAUCUCCCACCAGGCCGUGAGCUGUUUGAGUGGUAGUGCUCCAGAUGUCCUCCAAGUCCAUGACAUCAAACCUUGCCUGACUCCAAAACAAAACCCAAGAGGGAGCAGCGUCUUCGAGACGGAGGUCGAUCAGUCUACGGAGAACAUGCAGUGUCUGUCAAUUGGAAGGCUUUCACCGAAAAACCCAGAAAAGAAUUCCGGCUCAAAGCAAUCCUUGAGUUUCCUAGGAAAAAAAAAACACGGGAAACAUCAACACUACAAUUAUUUCAGCCGACAUCAUCGUUGGCUCCGUGUACACAGCGAAACUCAGUCUGUCUCUCUUUCUGAAGGCCUCUACACUCCCCAUCUCACGCAAGCCAUGGACUACUCUCAAGAACCCACUCCUGGUGAGCAGAUCAGCAUUUCUAUUGAUUGUCCCCGCAGUACUUUCUUAUCUCAUGCUUCAAGUCUCCCAGAAGAAGGGAAAGAUAAAUACCAGGAACUGAGGCCAAACAUCCGCAGAAUAUAUGUUGAGCCUUAUAAGACCACCUUAUCCAGUGAAGAUAGCAACAACCAGUCUGGAGAUCAUACAGAUUUUCACAGCCCUUUGGGUCAGGGCAGGAUUGCAGAAGAUCAGUCUUGUUCUAACAUCACUGAAGUGUUCAGUAGCGAUCUUUAA
Messenger RNA from Protobothrops mucrosquamatus (brown spotted pit viper), 3222 nucleotides. RefSeq names its product ankyrin repeat and fibronectin type III domain containing 1 (gene ANKFN1). Gene Ontology annotation, molecular function: protein binding. Gene Ontology annotation, biological process: establishment of mitotic spindle orientation; regulation of establishment of bipolar cell polarity. Gene Ontology annotation, cellular component: spindle. The record is from RefSeq and is a predicted model, not a curated record. Bases 1 to 3222 code for a protein of 1073 amino acids. The transcript has 17 exons. NCBI's taxonomy places the organism in Eukaryota, Metazoa, Chordata, Lepidosauria, Squamata, Viperidae.